GAAACGGGAAGCUAAAGAAGGAGGGGGUAGAAAUCCUGUCAACUGUAGAGUACGUAGGUACCGUCGCGCCUUACAUUUCGUCGUGGAGUUUCUUUCCCCCCCCAGGCAGACGUGGCCGUGGUAUCUGGUCGCUCCUGAAAAGGCAAAAUGGGAUGCUUCUACUCGAAGAAAUCCAAAAGAAAGUCGGCGGAGAAAGAGAACCUCGCGCCGACAACGACGACUGUCGAAACUACAGGUAACGCGGUUCCCCUUGGCAACAACACCGACGAGGCUCCGAAGCAAUACAGCUGGGAUAUAAGAGAAAAGGUUGAUCCCAAGGAUUACAUGCUGACGGGACUCAAAGAUGUCACGGUGGGCCGCCUGCCUGGGAAGCUGAACGGGCAGCAGUUUGUCAUCCAGGAGUGUGAGAACUGCAACAUCUACGUGUUGGACCACUCGGCGACGAUCACCAUCGACGACUGCGUCAACUGCCGCAUCGUCCUCGGACCUGUAAAGGGAAGUGUGUUUUUCAGAGACUGUAAAGACAUCAAGUGCGUGGUGGCCUGUCAGCAGUUUCGCACGCGGGACUGUAAAAAGAUGGACGUGUUCCUCUGCUGCGCCACGCAGCCCAUCAUCGAGUCGUCCACAGGCAUGAAGUUCGGCUGCUUCCAGUACUACUACCCUGAUCUGGCCUUCCACUUUAAGGACGCCGGGCUGAGCAUAUUCAACAACAACUGGAGCAACAUCCACGACUUCACGCCCGUGUCCGGCGAGACCAACUGGAGCUUGCUGCCGGAGGACUCAAAAGUGCUGGAUCUGGUCCCGGCUCCCGACCCCGAGUCUGAUUUCAAGUCCGUCCGCAUCUCGGCCGACGCGGCUCGGAGCAUCGUGCCUUUAACGAAAGGAGGGAGACGGAAGGACAGCGAGGAGUCCUGUCUCUUUGUUUUCUUCGCCGGAGAAUAUACCACUGCAAACGCCCGAAAGCUGAUAGACGAGGCUACCUCUAAAGGAUUUGUACUGAUCCAGACUAAGGAGGUCUCUAUGAAGCCCGAAGACGCGAAGCGCGUGUUUCAGAACAGCGCCGACGAUCUUGUGGAGUGGAUCACCAAAGGCCCCGUCACUGCCCUCGAGCUGAACGGAGACGGUGUCGUGGAAGCCUGCAAGAACAUCGCUAACGAAGUUUUUAGCGGCGCCAAGCUUUUCGUCUCGGAUAACAAAAAUACAUCGACCCGAGACGUCGACAGCUUCUUCAACUUUGCUGACAUGCAGAUGGGUUUGUAAAUCGAUUGGUGACGAGGCGCCCGAGCCGGUUGAGAUUUCUUCGACAGCAGGCGGGAAUGGAGAACUCUGCAGACUGUGUGACGUUGCCUCAGGUCGGAUCAGGCAGUUCCUGCAAUCGCACGAAGCCGCUCCGCUCUGAACGCCACGGCAAGGAAAAAGGCUGUAAACCACUCAUGUUAGUUGCUAAGAGUGCUGGGAUGAUUUAUGUUUCUGUGAAUGUAUUUUGUAACUGUUUGCUUUUUUUUUUCUUUGUGAAUGUAGCCGCUCCUGUAAAUCUUUCUUUUUUUAUGUUUAUUGUUGUCAGGGAGGAAAGAACACGAGCGCAAAAAUGCCUGUUUUUUAUGUGUGAAGUUCAACCAUGUUUUUCCUAGAAUUGUCUUUGAUUUAAAUAAUGGAUUUUCUCUGUUCAAAAUGUGUGUGUAUAUAUAAGAAAUGUGCUGUAUAGGUAUUGACUGUUUGCUCACUGGUUAUGGCAAAACCAGGAUGUGAAAAGUUUAUUUUAAGUUAUCUGUUAAUCUGUUUUCACCAACAUAUAAACACAGGAGAGAGGCUGGAUUUUUAAAGUAGGCAAUGUGUUUUUUUUUUCUUUUUUCUUUUAUAUCAUUUUUAUACAUUACUGAAUUGUUUUUGUAUAGCAAUUCACCAAUGGUAUACAUAUAUUUUGUAAAAUGUCUGUUUUUAACAAAAAUGACUAAAAGAAAACUUCAUGGAAACAGCUGCCAGCACUAGUUUCCCAUCACAACUUUGUUAAAAGAUCUAUUUAUAUUAUGAAGGCCUCUAAAAUAUAAUUCAGAAACCUACAUAGUCAGAAAAUGGAUGUGGAAAACAGACACUGUGCUGAAGGGAAAUGCUUUUCUUCCUCUUUGUGAACUUUUUUUUUUUUUUUUUUUGUUCAGGGUUUCUAAAGGUCAACUUAAAGAGACCAGCAAUGCUGAUUUCCUCAUUGUUAAUCAACUCAGUAAUCUCCCUGGGUAAGACAGAGAAAUGUUGAUUUCAUGUUAGUAGUCCGGUUAAGUUGAACUUUCUCAUCUGAGUGAUGAGUUUUUUUUUUGUUUUUUUUUUAAUCUAUCCACAAUAAUUCAGUGAUCUCAAUUACUUGAAUCAUACAUGUUAUUAUAAACGGAUUGCCUUGUUUAAGAGCUACACUGCAAUUAAGGGGAAAAAAAAUCACUUCUGAUACAUCUGUUUUAUAGUUAUUUUUGAAGAACACCAAUAGAAGCAUGCCACGUGAAAUCUGUAAAUCUCUUUGUAUUUGUGCACAUUUGUAAGAGCAUGUCAGCUGUAAUUUGUGUCUGGACUUUUAAAAGCGUCAAUAUGAUCUUUGUAAAAAAUGGCAGAUUUAUAUUAAAAUAUAUACAUUUAACGUUU
Messenger RNA from Fundulus heteroclitus (mummichog), 2628 nucleotides. It is a transcript of the gene rp2, whose product is annotated as RP2 activator of ARL3 GTPase. Gene Ontology annotation, molecular function: GTPase activator activity. Gene Ontology annotation, cellular component: periciliary membrane compartment; cilium. The transcript has 5 exons. Lineage: Eukaryota; Metazoa; Chordata; Actinopteri; Cyprinodontiformes; Fundulidae. The record is from RefSeq and is a predicted model, not a curated record. Gene Ontology annotation, biological process: post-Golgi vesicle-mediated transport. The coding region runs from base 148 to 1260 and encodes 370 amino acids.